UGGGAGGUUUGCAGGGGGAGGCCGGAGGGUGCUGGGUGUGGGUGUGAAAAGGCUAGAGAAACACCAGGUCUCUGUCCGUCGUGCCUGGUGCAGUGCUUUAUGCACCGCAGGCCUCAGUCACUGUUGCUGCCGGAGUGUUCUUUGGGAGAAGGGAAGGGAAGGGCAGGGGUUGGAGAAAAGGGAAUCCUUGCGGGAAACAUAGUGGGAGUGUGUUCAGGGAGAGCGGCCAGAGGGAAAGAUGCCGGAUAGGUGGAGGAAUGCAGAGGGUGCCCGUGGAGGAGUAUCCAGGAGUCCGGAGGGUGUUCAUUGUGCAGAUACAUUAGGUAUUUCGUUAUGGAAAGAACUGAAGCGUUUCUAAGGAAAGGAAAGAACGGAUACAAGGAGUUUCCGCGAAUAGAAAGGAUAGCGUUCGAAGCCAGAGGAAGUGCUAAAUACUAGAGACUAUGAAGAGAAUGCAUGAUAGAAUAGACAGAUGUAGUAGAAUUAAUAAAUGUUGGCCCAAGGACUAAAGAGUUAUUCCAGAUGGGCCGGGAUGGCCUAGUUCUGAACCUGUUUGGGCUCUUCUGUAGAUGACAUCUGGAUAGAGGGGAGGAAUCGGGAGCUUGGAAAUUCAGCCAAGUGAUCUGGUGGGAUGGGCAUUUGCCUGACAUACUAUAUAGAGGACUUGGAUGGCAUAAGUGAUUAAGGUGGUGUGGAGGGUAUUUGAAGCUUACGAAAGGUAGAAACUCAACCAUGAUUUCUUUUUCAACUCUACAGCAUUCCCUUCCUUGAAGUCUUCAUUUUUAUCUUAGUCUCAGGCAGUUAUACUUAAGCAUGAACAUUGACGACAAACUGGAAGGAUUAUUUCUUAAAUGUGGCGGCAUAGACGAAAUGCAGUCUUCCAGGGCAAUGGUUGUAAUGGGUGGAGUGUCUGGCCAGUCUACCGUGUCUGGGGAACUGCAGGAGUCGGUACUUCAAGAUCGGAGUAUGCCUCACCAGGAGAUCCUUGCUGCAGAUGAAGUGUUACAAGAAAGCGAAAUGAGACAACAGGAUAUGAUAUCACAUGAUGAACUCAUGGUCCAUGAGGAGACAGUGAAAAAUGAUGAAGAGCAGAUGGAAACACAUGAAAGACUUCCUCAAGGACUACAGUAUGCACUUAAUGUCCCUAUAAGUGUAAAGCAGGAAAUUACUUUUACUGAUGUGUCUGAGCAACUGAUGAGAGACAAAAAACAAAUCAGAGAGCCAGUAGACUUACAGAAAAAGAAGAAACGGAAACAACGUUCUCCUGCAAAAAUCCUUACAAUAAAUGAGGAUGGAUCACUUGGUUUGAAAACCCCUAAAUCUCACGUUUGUGAGCACUGCAAUGCUGCCUUUAGAACGAACUAUCACUUACAGAGACAUGUGUUCAUUCAUACAGGUGAAAAACCAUUUCAAUGUAGUCAAUGUGACAUGCGUUUCAUACAGAAGUACCUGCUACAGAGACAUGAGAAGAUUCAUACUGGUGAAAAACCAUUUCGCUGUGAUGAAUGUGGUAUGAGAUUCAUACAAAAAUAUCACAUGGAAAGGCAUAAGAGAACUCAUAGUGGAGAAAAACCUUACCAGUGUGAAUACUGUUUACAGUAUUUUUCCAGAACAGAUCGUGUAUUGAAACAUAAACGUAUGUGCCAUGAAAAUCAUGACAAAAAGCUAAACAGAUGUGCCAUCAAAGGUGGCCUUCUGACAUCUGAGGAAGAUUCUGGCUUUUCUACAUCACCAAAAGAUAACUCACUGCCAAAAAAGAAAAGGCAGAAAACUGAGAAAAAAUCAUCUGGGAUGGACAAAGAAAGUGCUUUGGACAAAUCUGACCUGAAGAAAGACAAAAAUGAUUACCUACCCCUUUAUUCUUCAAGUACUAAAGUAAAAGAUGAGUAUAUGGUAGCAGAGUAUGCUGUUGAAAUGCCACAUUCUUCAGUUGGGGGAUCACAUUUAGAAGAUGCAUCAGGAGAAAUACAUCCACCUAAGUUGGUUCUCAAAAAAAUUAAUAGUAAGAGAAGUCUGAAGCAGCCAUUGGAGCAGAAUCAAACAAUUUCUCCCUUAUCCACAUAUGAAGAGAGCAAAGUUUCAAAGUAUGCUUUUGAACUUGUGGAUAAACAAACUUUACUGGACUCGGAGGGCAAUGCUGAUAUUGAUCAGGUCGAUAAUUUGCAGGAGGGGCCCAGUAAACCUGUGCACAGUAGUACUAAUUAUGAUGAUGCCAUGCAGUUUUUGAAGAAGAAACGAUACCUUCAAGCAGCAAGUAACAAUAGUAGGGAGUAUGCGCUGAAUGUGGGCACCAUAGCUUCUCAGCCUUCUGUAACACAAGCAGCUGUGGCAAGUGUCAUUGAUGAAAGUACUACGGCAUCCAUAUUAGAUUCACAGGCACUGAAUGUGGAGAUUAAGAGUAACCAUGACAAAAAUGUUAUUCCAGAUGAGGUACUGCAGACUCUCUUGGAUCAUUACUCUCAUAAAGCUAAUGGACAGCAUGAGAUAUCAUUCAGUGUUGCAGACACUGAGGUGACUUCUAGCAUAUCAAUAAAUUCUUCAGAAGUACCUGAGGUCACCCAGGCAGAGAAUGUUGGAUCAAGCUCCCAAGCAUCCUCAUCAGAUAAAGCCAACAUGUUGCAGGAAUACUCAAAGUUUCUGCAGCAGGCUUUGGACAGAACUAGCCAAAAUGAUGCCUAUUUGAAUAGCCCGAGCCUUAACUUUGUGACUGAUAACCAGACCCUUCCAAAUCAGCCAGCAUUCUCUUCCAUAGACAAGCAAGUCUAUGCAGCCAUGCCCAUCAAUAGCUUUCGAUCAGGAAUGAAUUCUCCACUAAGAACAACUCCAGAUAAGUCCCACUUUGGACUAAUAGUUGGUGAUUCACAGCACUCAUUUCCCUUUUCAGGUGAUGAGACAAACCAUGCUUCUGCCACAUCAACACAGGACUUUUUGGAUCAAGUGACUUCUCAGAAAAAAGCUGAGGCUCAGCCUGUCCACCAAGCUUACCAAAUGAGCUCCUUUGAACAGCCCUUCCGCGCUCCAUAUCAUGGAUCAAGAGCUGGAAUAGCUACUCAGUUUAGCACUGCCAAUGGACAGGUGAACCUUCGGGGACCAGGGACAAGUGCUGAAUUUCCAGAAUUUCCCUUGGUGAAUGUAAAUGAUAAUAGAGCUGGGAUGACAUCUUCACCUGAUGCUACAACUGGCCAGACCUUUGGCUAAAAAAAAGUGUAAAUAAUACUGGCACUUUAGAACAGAUUAAUCAAGAGUGGGGUUACUCUGUGUAAAUGGAGUGCUGUACAGAUUUAAGAGCAAUGCGUUAUAACAAGUUAAGCUGAUAUGAAUAGCAAGAUAAUCCAAUAACUGCAUUUUGUUUGGUUAGUCAGCAUUCUUUGAACUGCCUUACAUGUUGUCACCUUUAUAGAAGCAAUGCAUUACUUGUUUUAGAACAGAAACUUGCUAUUCCACCUACACCGAGUUUAAAAGGAAAAAAAAAAAAGACUUUCGCACAAUUGUUUCCUAAUUGAUAACAUUGUACAUUCUUAGGAGAUUAGUAAUUGUGUGAAAUUUACUCAUACUGUUUCUGAGUUUUUCAGCAUAGUCAUUGCACUUCAGCAGGGAAUCUGAGUAUACUUUACAGACAGAGUGAACUUCAGAGUUUAAAUGUCAAGAGAUUAUGGCUUAAAUAAAUUAGUGUGUCCUAUAGGAGGAAAAAAAGAAACCAAGAAACCACCGUUUAAAAAGAAUGAUAUGCCAUAUACCCUUGAUUUUCAUUUUGCAUUAUAUUGACAUGUUUUUUUUUUGAGAAAAGAAAGUAAUAAAAAUCUGAUAGUCUAAGACUCCACUAUUUAAAAGCCUAAUUACUUUUAAAAUAUGCAUACUUUCAAAACUUUUACCAAAAUACGUAACUGUUGAAGCAUUCACUUCUCAAUGGAAGUAUGCAUAUUGGUGUCAGUUUCUUUGUACAGUUGUACUUAGAUAUUUUUUAUGAUUUUUCAUGUGCAGGUAUCAAGGUUUUGAAGUUUUAGUAAAAAGAUAUUCUGUAGAUUACAUUCCCAAGAACAUAAUGCUUACACAAAAUGUAUAUUCCACGUUUUAAAGCUUAAUUGUAUUUUACUUUACAUAUACACUUCAGUUAACAUAGAGCACUUAGAAUCUAUUUGGUAUUUUUGAUUUCUCAAAGUAAAAAAAAAAUUAGAUUUUUAGGUUUGAUAUGGUUGUGUCAUAAUCAUCUCAUAAUUGACAAUUUUAAUUUUUGGCAAUAAAAGGAAAUUGGAUAUCUUUGGAACUGUAAAACCUGGUUUAAUCCUUCUCUUUCUAGAAUCUCGAUAGAUUGGAUAAUUAAACAGUAUCCAGAGAAACUAAAGAAAUGGGCAUUUUAAUUGCUUAUUUUAUCUUGAAUUACUUUUUAAUGAACACUGCUCAUUACAAUUUUACAAACCAAAAGUGUUUACUAAUUCUAGUAACUACAAUUUCUUUUUCAGCUAGAUGAGUGAUCGGAAACUUUUUGUUGCAUUUCAAAAUCUAAAUAAACUACAGACUUUAUCCUUAUACCACGAAUGUUUUUUUUUUUUUAAUAUAUAUAUAUAUAUAUAUAUAUACUUUGUCUUAAAAUAAUACAGCAUGGUACCAUAAAUAGUGCUUUUAUAUAUACACAUAUGUAUACUUUUCUAAAGAAUGAUGGUUUGAGUUACACAUUGGACAGUUUUAAUUUUUGGAAAAUAACAUUACUUCUAUUGAUUUUAUUAUCCUCUUUAAUUUGUUCCAACUUUUUUGCUUAUUUUAAUUUCCACCAUCUUUGUCACAAUGCACAUACUGAUGUAGCACCAGUGAUACUCUAAAAUUAAUAUUCUUGGAAGGUGAAACUUUAUUGUUGCUAAUUUCCACUUUAACUUUUAUAUUGGCCCUAUAGAUCUGCAGUCUUUGUUUCAGUAUAGAAUGUUACACAUUUAAAUUAUUGUUUCUUUUAUUUAAUGUUAUCCCAAGACUGUUCUCAUAAAGGGAACAAAGAAAAUAUCAACCCUUAACAUCUUUUACAUUUAUUUUGAAUAUUUUGGUGUUUUAUGAUAAUGAAUAUAAAUUAUGUUUAAUGUGGUUUCCUCUGUACGUUGGUUAUUAAGCUUUGCUUGAAAUAUUAAUUUUCCUAUUUGACAGCUUUCUUUGCUGCCAAACUUUUCAAGAAUUUUAGACUUCUCUGAGGUAGAUGUUUAAGUUCUGCCAUUACUGACUUUGAAGAAUAUUGUGUGUUGUGUUAUACAUCAUGCAAUUGCAAGAAGGCUCUAUUCAGGUGAGAUGUGAAAAAUGGAACUGUGCUCACGCUAUAUAGGUGUUUAUAUUUUUCUCAUACUGUUAUUUGAUAAUAGGCAUUUAUUUCCUGAGUUGAUUUCUUUUUCUUUUUUCUUUCUUUCUUUUUCUUUUUCUUUUCCUUUUUCUUUUCCUUUUCCUUUUUCUUUUUCUUUUUCUUUUUCUUUUUCUUUUUCUUUUUCUUUUUUCUUUUUCUUUUUCUUUUUCUUUCUGUUUCUCUUUCUCUCUUUCUCUUUCUCUUUCUCUUUCUCUUUCUCUUUCUCUUUCUCUUUCUCUUUCCUUUUUCCUUUUUCCUUUUUCCUUUUUCCUUUUUCCUUUUUUCCUUUUUCCUUUUUCCUUUUUUCUUUUUUCUUUUUUCUUGUUCUUUUUUUGAGCCUGGUCAAAAAUUUUGUUCUUCAACAACUUGUUCAGGCCUGGUAUAGUAUACAGUUUUUGUUUGCUUUAAUAUCACCAGCACAGUUUUUUUAGAGUGUGACUCUACUGCUGAGCAGUUAGGGUAAGCCAAGGAAGGCAGGCCUUUGAAAAUGGUAGUUACGCAAGCAAAAUUUCAGGUGUUGCAUUCCUGUCUUCGGCACAUUUCUUUAAAUAUACAUAAUGGCAGACUUUUCUACCACAUUGUAAGCAUUUGAUACUUUGACAUAAGUUAUUGACGUACCAUUUAAGUAUAGUAGUUGUGGCUCUCUUACUGUGAAAUUCUAAAUGCCUACCAGAAUUAGCUUGUAUUAUCAUCAUAGGAUAAACAUCUCAACAGUUUGGGUUUCCCCACUUUGCUUUAGAAAGUUACUUAAUUUGUAUCUGGGCAUUAAUAGUAAAAAGUAAGUAGCCUUUAUGUGCUGCUGUAGAUCAGAAUAUUGAGGAUAUGAGAUAAUCCUUCUGCAAUUUGUGUUUUUCAUUUCAGUUAGCAAAGUGUUCCAUUAAAACAUGCUCUUAUACCAUUAAACUUUUGGUCAAUGUGAGUGAGGUAUGCUUUUGCACUUAGGACCUACUCUCCUGUUUGAAGAUUGGAAGCAGAUCAGGUUAGAUGAGGUAAUCUCUGUUGAACAUCUUGUAAAGCUUUUUUUUUUUUUUUUUUUUGACUUCUUAUUGUACACAUAUUCAUUUGGUUCAGAAUAUUUGAGUGGCUCUUAAAUCUUUUGGAUGUACUUGCAGAUUUUCUGUUUGAUACCAUACAAAUCCAUCCUUUUAGCUCUGGCUGAGGACUGUCAGUGGUCGGGUAAUUUUCCCUUUCUGACAGGCAAAAGAGGUCUUGUGCUCAGGGUAGGCUUUCAUUACCACAGGGGAGAGAAACUUGCAAAGUGCCAGCUAGGUUAGAUCUUUUGCCACUUCUUUCAUUUUAUCAAUUUGGGUUUUUAAAGGGCUGUUUAAAAAAAAAAAAGCCGGGAAACUUUAAAAGUAGGCAUUACUGUAGUACCGCAUUUCUUAGACAUAGAACAUCUUAAACUAGAACUUGUUUUUUCACAGUAUAAUUACUUGAAGAAGCACUAUUAUAAUCAAUGAGAAACUUUUUGACACUGCAAUUUAAUUUAAACUUUUUCCGUUUCAAAUUGCUUUAUUUCAGGGAAAUAAUUUUCCAGUUGUUUUGCUAUAUUCUGCAAAUAAAACCGUGUUUCCUUUUUUCACUUAAACGUUGGUAGGAAACAAACUAAAGCAGACAAACAUUUCUUGUUGUGUUUGUUGCUUUCUUUAAUCCAAUGGAUAAAAAAGUAAAACCCUGUAAACAUUAUUUUAUUUUUUUAUGCAAUACCAUGCUGUAAAUACGGUUCAUCAAAUAAGGAUGUACCUAUGAUUGAAUCUUUAAUUCUGCACAGUUAGAGUUUAUAUAUAAACGUGUCUUGACAAUCAAGGACUUUUAUGUGAGUCUUCCUUUAUGAUGUUUAUUAAUGUUAUGCAUUCCAUUUGUUUUGAAGUGAGUACCAAUGUGCUAAUUUGUAUUGUCUGAAAGUAUGUAAUGUUUUUACAGCUUGUUUUUAAGAAUCUGUAAAUAUGUACAAACAAAUCACAGUACUGCUUUAUGUUAGAAGGCAUAUGAUGUUGUACUGUACGUAAGCAAUAAUACAUAGCAGUGCUAACUGUACAAGUAGCAUCAGGAAAGUUCUAAAAACAUUUCAGAGUUAAUUCUCCUUAUUUCAUUUAAUAAUGAUUAUCUUUAAUCAGUUUUUAUAAGUAAAUUCCAUUGUUCCUCCUACUGGAACAUAACACUGUUUACACAGCAUAAUUGAAGUUGCAGGGGAGACAGGCUAAAUCUGACUUCAUCUGUACUCACUUUCACUAAGCAUUGAAUGGCCUUACCACUCUUCUGCAAGAUGGAGGAAGACCGCAAAACUUAGUGCCCAUCACACUGAAGGAAGGGGGUGUGGUUUUUUUUUUUGUUUGUUUGUUUGUUUCCUGCUUCUGUACUGCUACCUAACUUUGUGGUUUGCUUUGGAUUUAAUAUUUGUUUCUGUUUUAGAUUCAAGCCCAUAAGUUUUGAGGUGACUUCAGCUCCAUUGUGACAUAGUUCUCUUCAUAUUUCAUAGCUACAUUUCAGUAAUUCUAAACUUUCUACUUUGAUUUUUAGAUAUGUAUUUUUCAAGCUUGAUUUCUCAGCUGAACAGAUGAAUUUAUUCAACUUCAAUACAAAGAAAGACAAACCUAUUGUAGUUUGAAUUGAGUAGAUAUUAUACUGUACAGAACAGCUAACUAUUUGAACACACACAUCACUGCUUUAGAAAUAAAACCGCCAAUUUAUAAAUGUAUAUGACCUACAUUUUAUAGGAGAAAUGUUUUUAAAUGCUAGUCAUUUAUAUAAUGUGCUUUGAAGGAUUUGCUAGUUCACUUCUGUCACUUUUUAGUACACUGGUAUCUUUUAUAUGUAAUGUAUGCUUUUUAUUAUUGUAGCAAAGCAUUUCAGUAGAAUGAAUUUUGCAACAAUAUGGGGGGAAUUUUUCAUUGUUGGAUUUGAAUUAUACUGGAUUUUAUCUGUGUAGUCUUGUCUUUAUUUUAAUGCUGUCUGGAAGGGAACUUGGUAUCCAAAUAAAGCAGGUAACCUCAUUUUACUUCAAGGGCAUACUGUGUAGUGCUGAAUUUAAUCUGGAAAUCUGACGAUUUUGAAAAGAAAAACACAUUUAUAAAAAUUGUACAGAAGAAAUUAAAUGUGUGAUGGAAAUCCUGA
Molecule: messenger RNA, 8431 nt
Organism: Leopardus geoffroyi (Geoffroy's cat)
Lineage: Eukaryota; Metazoa; Chordata; Mammalia; Carnivora; Felidae
Gene: ZNF148
Product: zinc finger protein 148
Exons: 9
Coding region: 814-3198 (794 amino acids)
Biological process (GO): regulation of transcription by RNA polymerase II
Molecular function (GO): RNA polymerase II cis-regulatory region sequence-specific DNA binding; DNA-binding transcription factor activity, RNA polymerase II-specific
Source: RefSeq, a predicted model, not a curated record